AGCAGCACUGCUCCUCACUUACUUCAGUGUUGUUGCAGCGGUGCAGAGCUUCACAUCUCGUCCUCGGCCUAUUUGAUUCUGGUGUGGUGAUGGGUUUCGCAGACCCCAACACUCCCAAGCCUCUGGGUGAGAUGAGUCAAGGCGAGGCUGACCUGGGAAAAGGCCGCCGCAACAAGAUGUUCACCUCUUACAAGAGUUUAAGGUUUGAGAAAGAGCGGCGGGACACAUUCAUUGACUGGCCCGUGAAAUGGUUGAAACCGGAGGACCUGGCUCGUGACGGAUUCAUUUAUCUGCGGGAGGCAGAUCACUGCGCCUGCGUGUUUUGCCGGGGCAUCGUGGGGGCGUGGGAGAAAGGAGACAUCCCUCGGAAGGAGCACCAGCGUCACUUCCCACAGUGCCCAUUCGUCAAUGGGAAGCCGGUUGGCAACAUUCCCUACGCCCAGGGCAUGAUCAUAAUAUCACACUUCACCCCGAGCCCUGAGGCUACCCCUCAGGGCGUGGACGUGUGUGGCCUAGGGAGGCCCAUGCAAGACUCAUACCCUGAAGGCACACCCCCCGGGAAGCUAGAUCUUGACUUCAAGAACAUGGAUCUUUCGCAGCACACAGGCCCCAAGAGAAAGGAUUUCCUUUCUCGAGAAAGGCGCGAGAAGAGCUUCGUUCGGUGGCCAGACCAGGUGAAGCAGACCCCGAAGGACUUAGCUGAGGCUGGUUUCUUUUACUGUGGUAAGCAUUGGCGACGGGAGUAAAAGGGCUGGCUCACAUUCCCACCCCACCUCCACUCUUCGGAGGGAUCCCUUUGUUCACCAACAAGCUUGCGACCUCUCCAUUUUUUCCACGCCACAACCACUCCUGCUGUCACUGCUUUCUCCACUCCAGCCUAACAGUCCUGCACAUCUCCGAGGUGACAAAACUCAUCUACUUCCUGUAUUCUCCCUCCCACAUUCAUCAGUCCACUUUCCCUUCACCCUGUAUGUCCUCCCUCUUUGCAAGCUGGGCACUGAAAAGUUUAAAGUUGGUACGGGCGA
Eriocheir sinensis (Chinese mitten crab) is the source of this 1025-nucleotide messenger RNA. Its product is annotated as baculoviral IAP repeat-containing protein 7-B-like. NCBI's taxonomy places the organism in Eukaryota, Metazoa, Arthropoda, Malacostraca, Decapoda, Varunidae. Gene Ontology annotation, biological process: regulation of cell cycle; positive regulation of protein ubiquitination; negative regulation of apoptotic process. Gene Ontology annotation, molecular function: cysteine-type endopeptidase inhibitor activity involved in apoptotic process; ubiquitin protein ligase activity. The transcript is spliced from 3 exons. Bases 90 to 746 code for a protein of 218 amino acids. Gene Ontology annotation, cellular component: nucleus; cytoplasm. The record is from RefSeq and is a predicted model, not a curated record.